Molecule: messenger RNA, 1118 nt
Organism: Humulus lupulus (European hop)
Lineage: Eukaryota; Viridiplantae; Streptophyta; Magnoliopsida; Rosales; Cannabaceae
Product: ethylene-responsive transcription factor ERF084
Exons: 1
Coding region: 1-861 (286 amino acids)
Biological process (GO): regulation of DNA-templated transcription
Molecular function (GO): DNA binding; DNA-binding transcription factor activity
Source: RefSeq, a predicted model, not a curated record
AUGAAUACCAAAGCAUCAGAACCCGUUUCCUUUUUUCGCAUACCCGAACCAUUACCACCCGAAACGUUUCGGAGCUAUCUAGCUGAAACGCCGUCGUUUUACGGUUCGUACUGGGGAGCUCACUUGGCCAUUUCGUCGAUUUCGGAUCAAGCCGAACCGUUUCACUCGCAGUUUUACGGUUUGAACUUAGCGGAAACUGUUCAAAACCAACCUCAUCUUCCUCCUCCUCCGUCGCAGGCUCCUUCACUCGAUGGAAUCGCCGCAGUCGUCGGGGAGUACGUACUUUUCGGCGGAAAAACCACCGAAAAGUCAGAACCCAAAACCGAGUCAUCGAGUUUCGUUUCUGAAUCAUUGAAGAAGAGUUGUACUACUGCUCAGAGCAAGAGCUAUAGGGGAGUAAGGAAGAGGCCAUGGGGGAGGUGGUCAGCGGAGAUAAGAGAUAGGAUUGGCCGGUGCCGUCAUUGGCUGGGAACUUUCGACACGGCCGAGGAUGCGGCACGCGCUUACGACGCGGCGGCUAGGCGUCUGAGAGGAUCCAAGGCACGCACUAACUUUGAGAUACCGUCAGUGCUGCCACUAGUGAUGCCGUCUUCGUCGGCACCAACCGCAGCAACGACGUCGUCUGGCUCUUCUUCUUCGUCGGCUUAUUCUCGCCGCAUUGGAAGGCGGACCAAGGCGGCCGCUCGGAACGCAAGUAAUCGACGCAAGUGUUCGGUGGUGACAUCACCGGCUCAGUUGUUCAGUGAUAUAAAUAAUAUUGCUCCGAUGGUUUAUUACAGUGGUAAUCGCAAUACUACCAGUCCUGUCGUGGAGCUUGAUUUGAAGCUGGGCGUGACUAAUGGUAUUAGAACUAGUACUUAAGAUCAGAUCAGUCAAACACUAUUAUAACAUUAAUAUUAGGUUUUUCUUUUUUCUUAUAAUAUAUGUUAUUAGGGUCUUAUUUUGUGGGAUUGUAGGGUUUGUUGUUACAUUCCCAGUUUCAACUCCUCAUGAGCUCUAUAAUGGUAGUACGUAGCAGUGUGUCUAGCUAGCUAUAGAUAAUAUGUUUACGUAUAUGCAUGAAAUGAAUAGCAAUCAUGGACUUCAACAGUAGUACUGAAUCUUAUAAAUAUAUUUAU